AGAAUGUUCAUUCAGUAUAUAAGACAGCAUUAAGGAAACAGCACAUAGAAACUGCCAAAGCAAACUGCAAACCUCUCUCAGCAGCAUCUCACAAGACAUAGACAGAAGACUGAGGAAAACUUUAAGAUCAAAAUGUAUCUUGCAAUUGCCAUACAACUCAGCAUUAUCUGCAUCAUCCAAGCAUCUGCUCAGCAAGAUAGCAAAUCCUGUGGAGGCUGUUGUACUGCUCCUGCUGGGAUUCCUGGGAUUCCAGGAAGCCAUGGUGCCCCUGGUGUUCCCGGUCCAGUAGGCAUGAAAGGAGAUAUGGGAUGGAAAGGAGACAAGGGAAACGCAGGAUCAGAUGGGAGAGAUGGGCCUCCAGGUGUACAAGGACCAAUCGGUCGACCAGGUGUUCCUGGUGUGAAAGGGGAAAGAGGAGAGAAAGGUGAACAAGGUCUCACAAACAGCCAACCUAGAUCUGCAUUCUCAGUUGGAUUCUCAGCAAAUCCAGGACGUCUAACCGUUGGUCCAAUGAAAUAUUCAAAUAUUAUUACAAACGUGGGGAGUAACUACAACCAAGGCACAGGGAAGUUUGUCUGUGCACAUCCAGGCACUUAUGUCUUCCAGUUUACAUCAGGGUCAGCUAGCACCGGUAACAUUGCAACAAGCAUCAUGAAGAAUGGGCAACGCAUUCUCUCUGCAUAUGAGAGUGGUUCAAGCUAUAAAUCAGCCACCAACAUGGUGGUUCUUGAAUUAGCAGCAUAUGAUGAAGUGUGGACUCAGCCUCUGUCAACCAGCUAUAACUAUUACUAUAGUAAUGGCAACAUUUACUGUUCUUUUUCAGGCUUCCUGCUUUAUUCAACUUCAUAAGCUAAUAAUUAAAUUGUUGUUCCAAACAAGGACACAAAUUAAAAAAUGUUUAGUUUUACUUUUUUUAAAUGAUUUUUAAAUAAAGUAGUAUUACCAGUAAAGUAUUUCUUAUAUAUGAAACUAGCAAAAAACAUUCCAAUUAUGUCAAUUAAAUGUGAUAUAAGAUUACACAUUAAGAAUAACAUUAUGUCAAACAUUACAAGUGGAACUCCUUUGCUUCUAAUGAAAAUGAUACUGUGUAUAGAUUAUAGUAGUAUAAUGAUUAGGCAAGUUUUAUUAUUGGUAUAAAAUAGCUUAUAAUGCUACAAGUAUAGUGCAAGGUACAGCAAUAAUGCAACCUAAAGUGCAACUAGUUCAUCAUAUUUGACUAAAUGUUUUCCUGGGAUUAUGUUACUUGGAAUUUUCCAUUAUUAUUGCAGAAUGAAUAAAAGAACCAUCUGUUGGCGCA
Messenger RNA from Anneissia japonica, 1297 nucleotides. RefSeq names its product otolin-1-like. The coding region runs from base 133 to 849 and encodes 238 amino acids. The record is from RefSeq and is a predicted model, not a curated record. Lineage: Eukaryota; Metazoa; Echinodermata; Crinoidea; Comatulida; Comatulidae. The transcript has 2 exons. Gene Ontology annotation, molecular function: protein binding.